GGAUUUGGCGCAGGCGCAGUGGGGGGCUGGCUGGCUGGCUGGCGGACGGACGGACGGACGGCGACGACUGGACGCGGCGUCCUCUCAGGUGUCAGGUGGAGGUGGGCGGGCGAGGUGGCUUGCAGGCGGGGCUCCUCCGUUAAGACAGAGGGAAAUGCGGCCAAGUUGCUUUCCCCCGGGAUGAAAAGAUUGACGAAGCGAUGAAAGUAGCCGGUGUUUGCCCUCUGGUUGCAUAGAGGCAGGUGAGGGGCCGGUGGUUGCCCCUGGUUACGGCCGGUUGGCGGGGGAGGGUCGUGUGGCCGCUUACCUGGCGGAGAACUUGAAGCACCAGCAAGCGGAGAGGAGGCAUCAUUCUCUCUUGGAGUGGAAGAGAGGUAGUGUUUCAGAUCCGGUCGAUGAAGGGUGGGAGGACUUGCAGUGAGUUUGUGCCAGAGUUCAGGCGGGUUGCCUGCAGCGGGUGAGACGCACCUGGGGCCAAGGGCGUCAUUGAUGGGAGGCUGCGUGGGGAGUCAACGCCGGCAGCAACAGCACCAACACCAUCGCUCAGGGAGACGGAGUGGCAAUGGGAGGAAAUCAGGUCGUAACGAGCCUCUAAAAAAGGAGAGACCAAAAUGGAAGAGCGAUUAUCCUAUGACUGAUGGCCAGCUGAGGAGUAAAAGGGACGAAUUCUGGGAUACAGCACCUGCAUUUGAGGGUCGUAAAGAAAUCUGGGAUGCUCUUAAGGCAGCUGCCUAUGCCAUCGAAUGCAAUGAUCUCGAGCUGGCUCAGGCUAUUGUAGACGGUGCCAGUAUCAUCUUGCCACAUGGUUCUUUGUCGGAAUGCUACGACGAGCUGGGCAACAGGUACCAGCUUCCCGUCUACUGUCUGGCGCCGCCCCUCAACCUCAUCACGGAGAAGUGCGACGAGGAGGCAGCCGACAUGCCCGACCCGCCGGCUCACGCCAAGCGCGAGUUCCUGCUCAAGGUCCGCCUGUCCACCGGCAAGGACGUCAAACUGAACGCCAGCAUGGCGGACACGAUCGGGCAGCUGAAGCGGCAGCUGCACGCGGAGGAGGCCAUCGAACCCUCCCGGCAGCGCUGGUUCUUCUCAGGGAGGCUGCUCACCGACAAGAUGCGGCUGCAGGAGACCAAAAUCCAGAAGGACUUUGUGGUACAGGUUAUAGUCAAUGAGGUAGCUGCUAUUUAAUUAUUAGAUAAAAAUAAAUCCAUAUGCAAGACAUGUGACUAUAUUACUUUGUGCAAGAAGACCUGAAGGGCUCUGACAUUGGUUGACCUGAGAAGGAAUGUCAUGUUGGAGUGCACUGGAAGAAGUGCAGCGGCCAGCUUUGUUGGUCCUCGACAGUGGAUGCCAACAAGAGGGGACCAUGUUUCAUUAAUUGACCUUUUUACUCUGGCCAGCUGAUGAAUGCUUUUGACUGUAUAUGAAGGUAAUUCCUCUUGCUCCCCUGACCUAUUUUCCUCCCUCUUCACUGCCUUUGUUUCUCCCUACCCUUUCUUUCUCCCUGGCAUUACUCAGUUCCCCCUCCCAUAUCCUACUUAUUUUUUUCACCUCUGCUUCAAAAAAAAAAAGUGCAAUCAUUUCUGGCCAACUUGACAUCCAUUUCACUGGUCCUUUGUUGAGAGUGCACGCAGUGAAGAUCUUUGAAAGGCUGUUCUGUGGUGGCGUAUUGAGGCUUUAUAGAGAGGGUUCUACAAUUGUUUGGCGUUGGCUUACACUGUGCAGUGGUUAAUCACGUUUGUUUAUGCCACAGUCAUGCAAAGGCCAAGCUAAGCACCAAAAAAAAGUACUUGUGUUUUAUGCAUUAAUUACACCAAUCAAAGUUUCAAAUAGACUGUACUUCCAUUUUUUUAAAAGGUACAAUACUUGUGCAAAUUGGGCAAGAUUUGUUAUUUUUUUAAAGUAUAUUGAAAUAAUGUAACCAAACUACCACGGGCUAUUACUCUUUGGGUGGAGAAACGGGAGCAUGUGAUGAUCAUCUUGUUCUGAACAUCCAUGCUUCCCAUCUUCAGGUGCUUACGUUGCACCUGCCAACCUUUCACAAAGCUUCCCUUUUCACUCUGCGUAAAAGUCUGCUGAUUCUCAGGGAAUUGUUGCCUCCUUGGGUAAGUUGCAGGUUAGACCCUUAAACUCCUACCUAUAAAAAGCUCAAAGGUGAGAAGCCUGUGAAUGAGUAAGAAAUUGAUUAUAGAAUUGCUUAUACCUCAUGAAUAGGUCUUCCCCAUGUAAUCCAUGGGCUGCCUGCAGUGUAUGGGACUGAUGCCUGGAGAGGGGGAAGGUCUGUUGUGUAUGAAACUGAUGGAUAGGAAGAGAUCUGUUGCGAAUGGGACUGAUGGAUGGGAAUGGGGAAGAUCUGUGGUGUGUGGGACUAAUCAAUGGGAAGGGGGAGAUGUGUGUAUGGAACUGAUGGAUAGGAAGAGAUCUGUUGUGUAUGGGUGUGAUAGAUUAAAGAUGGAUCUGUGGCGUAUGAGGCUGGAUGGGGGGAGACGUAUGUAUGGGACUGAUGAAUGGAAGGGGGAAGGUAUGUUGUGUGUGGGAUUGGAUAGAUGGGAUGGGGGAGAUGUGUUGCGAAUGUGACUGGAUGGGGGGAGAUAGAUCUGUUGGAGGUUUAAUGAUAGUGAUAAUCCAAUGAAGCUAAUCGGGGUUUUUCCUCUUAUCCUCAUUGUCUUUAGAAGCACCACACCCUGUUUUUCCAUCUUCAGAAGGACACGCUGGGAAGAGGAGAGGAAAAACAACUGUCCCCCCCAUACAGGGAAAGAGGAGUGUCCCUUUCAAAAAUAAAAUGCCAUAAUUCGCCUGAUCUUGAGUUCCAGUAUCUGUAGUUUUUGUUCCAGUCAAUUGUCCAUUUAAUGUUCUCAUCCAGAUUUUACAAUCAUCCUUGACGAAUUUCAUCUCCUUUUAAACUCUUUCCUUACAAGUGUACUGCUGUUUAGCACCUGCACCCUCCUUUUGUCCUGGAUUUGAGAGCGAUGAAGAAGUCCCACAUUUUCCCACCGCAACACCAACCAACGGUCAGCUCUGUUAUUCUCUGAUCCACUUCAUGCAUCCCUCAUUUGGCAGAGCUGAGUGCUGUUCUGCUGAAUCUGACCUGUUAUAUUGCUUAAAGAAAUACAGCAGGCACUGGAAAUUUGAAAUAAAAACGAGUUGCAGGUCUUAGUCAUGCAGCACAGAUACAGACUCUUUGCCCCGACUUGUCCAUGCUGAUCCUAGCUAGUCCCAUUUGUCUGCAUUUGGACCCACCAUACCUCUCUAAACAUUUCUUGGAUGUAUCUGUGGAGAAAUAACUAUUAUUUCACUUUAACCUUUUUUCAAAACAGAUAUAACUUAUAGAAAUCUAAAUGAUUGAAAUUGGAAGCGACAGAAGCACAAAAUGAAUCUUGGGGCAUUGUUGUUUUCAUCCCAAUUAACCAGAAUAUACAUUGUUUAAAAUUUCCACUCAAUCCCAGCAUUAUUUCUGUGCAUAUUGGAAGUGUGCAUUGGUGCACACUCCCCUGGUGCGUGCCAUGUGCCGGGGCAGGUGGAGAAACGGCGCUAAAACUCCAUCGGUUCCCAUUCUUCUGUCCAUUAUCUCUUUCACAGAUCUGCAGGUUGAACCCACACAGCAAAUGUAGCACGUUUCAGCUAACACAUUGACACAGUUGUCCUGGCUGCCCUAUUAAUGCAUUUAACCAGAAAUAAUCGUGCAAAGUCAAUUAUAACAUGAGAUGAACGUCUUCACUAUCAGGCAUUAACAACAUGGCCUCUGAUUACAUCAGGUGGGGAUCAGUGUUUCCACUGGCAUCCAGUUCUUACUUAACUGAGCACAUCUUCCUUUUUAAUUAAUCAAAAUGAACAGAAGCAAAAAAAAAAAAUUUUUUGAUUAUAACUUGAUUUUAAAAUGAGAUCCAACAUCUACAGAUCACUCGGGAGAAAGAGGGAGAGAUGUGUGUUGUCUAAAGGUUCAAUGCUGAAUUCUGAAGCAGUGAAACACCACCCCUAACAGCAAAAGUGAUGGCAACAAUUACAAUUGCAUUGAAUUCAGUUAAAGACUAUUGAAGCAUCUCCCUGUGAUUUGUGCUGUUUACACUAUACAGAAUUCUGCAUUUGAGUCUUCUAUGUAUCUGAUGUGUGUAAAUAUUGGAUGACGUUUGUGUAUAUUUAGUUUCUUGGAGCAGAAUUGUUUUCAGAAUACAAGUUUAUUUUCUUUCCUCCUAAUCAAAGUAAUUCUAUAUCUGUACAAGCUCUUUAUAAUAUGUACAUUUAUAAAAUGGUUAAAGUGA
Molecule: messenger RNA, 4256 nt
Organism: Amblyraja radiata (thorny skate)
Lineage: Eukaryota; Metazoa; Chordata; Chondrichthyes; Rajiformes; Rajidae
Gene: ubtd1b
Product: ubiquitin domain containing 1b
Exons: 3
Coding region: 490-1185 (231 amino acids)
Molecular function (GO): protein binding
Source: RefSeq, a predicted model, not a curated record